AUGAAGGAAACUCCAGUCACUACUACAUCAUUAUCGGAACCAAAAGCAGAAAAGAAGAUUCGUGGAUUAUUGACAGUUGUCAAUCACAAUAGUAUGCUUGAUGAACCAAUCUUAAUGUCAGGUUUGGCUCCAAUGAGUUGGUUCUUUAAAUCUGAUAUUAUUAGAUAUGCUGUAUGUGCAUCUGAUAUGUGUUUUGGACACUUUUUAUUGGGAGAAUUCUUCAAGACUGUUAAAGUACUACCUAUCAAGAGAGCUGGAGGUCUGGAACAAUCUGCAAUGAAAUUAAUUGUACACAAACUUUCAACUGGAGGUUGGCUUAAUAUUUUCCCUGAAGGUAAAAUUUAUGUGGACGGUGAAAUUCACCAAUGUAGAAGAGGAAUAGGAAAACUGAUCUAUGAUUGUGAUCCAACUCCAUACAUUUAUCCAAUCUAUCACAAAGGAUUACCAGAUGUUUUACCUUAUGAUGGCAUUGUUCCACGUGUAGGCAAACAUAUUACCAUCAUGUUUGGAGAUGAAAUUAGAGUGGACGAUAUCAUUGAGAAGGGACGAAACAAGGAAAUUUCAGAAGACCAAGUCUACAUUCAACUUGCUGCCAGAGUAGAAGAAGGAAUGAAAGAAUUGAAGAGAAAAUGUGACGCUCAAAUUGAACAAGACAAAAAACAAUCCCAUUAA
This is a messenger RNA of Naegleria gruberi, 672 nucleotides long. RefSeq lists its product as uncharacterized. The transcript has a single exon. NCBI's taxonomy places the organism in Eukaryota, Heterolobosea, Eutetramitea, Acrasida, Naegleriidae. The coding region runs from base 1 to 672 and encodes 223 amino acids. The record is from RefSeq and is a predicted model, not a curated record. Gene Ontology annotation, biological process: phospholipid metabolic process.